AUGAGCUCGGUAGCGAACGAGAUGUAUCCCAAGAUGGAGUGGAGCAGCUCGCUGGAUAUCCCGCUGAAGGCCUCGGAGGAGCUGGUCAGCAUCGACCUGGAGACAGACCUGCCGGAUGACGCCGCGGACUUGAAGACGCUGCUGGUGGAGGAGAGCUCCGACAAGGAGCACUGGCUCACGAUCGCCAUCGCGUAUUGCAACCAGGGCAGGACUAGCCAGGGGAUCAGGCUGAUCGAGCUGGCGCUGGACGUGUUCGAGGGCGCAGGCAAGGCCUCGCUGCACACUUUCCUGACGUGGGCGCACUUGAAGCUCGCAAAGGAGUCCACCACUAGCGCAGAGACCAGGGAGCACGAAUUGACGCAGGCAGAAGUGCACUUGCGCGACGCCAUCGGUUACGACCCCACCUGGGUCGGGAACAUGCUCGCAACCGUCGACCUGUACUACGAGCGUGGGAACUACGACAAGGCUUUGGAGACUUGCGACCUGUUUGUGAAGUCAAUCUACGCAGAAGAUAAACGUACCGGGCGGAUAAGUAAACCCAACGCAAUGUUCAUCCUGCUGAGAGCAAAGCUGAUGUACCAGAAGAAGAACUACGUGGCAAGUCUGAAGCUUUUCCAAGAACUGCUGGUUAUCAACCCGGUAUUGAAACCAGACCCUAGAAUUGGUAUUGGUAUGUGUUUUUGGCAACUGAAGGAUUAUAAGCUAGCCAUCCAAGCAUGGGAAAGGGCACUGCAACUUGACCCAAACAAUAAACAGGCAUCGAUACUGGUUCUGUUGGGUAAAUUCCAUAACUCAUUAACAGAGGCUGAAAAUGAUGAAGAUUUCAAGGAGAAAUACGCGGCCGCAUUGGCAGACCUUAACACUGUAUAUACAAACUCAAAGGAAAGUCCAGUGCUGUUAGUGCUGCUUCAAACAUUCUUCUUCUUUAAAGGUGACUACGAGAAGGUUAUCACUAUACAUGACCAGAAGAUUUCCAAACUAUCAUUUCUAGCUCCUGAAUCAGUGUACUCCGAAUCAUUGUUCUGGUGUGGCAGAGCAAGCUACGCCAUGGGUGACUAUAGGAAAGCGUUUACCAUGUUCCAGGAGAGUUUAAAGCGUGACGAAAAUAACCUGCUUGCUAGACUUGGCCUGGGUCAAACUCAAAUUAAGAACAGCCUGGUGGAAGAGAGUAUACUAACCUUUGAGAGUUUAUACAAGGCGAACGAGAAUGUGCAGGAACUGAACUACAUUCUUGGUAUGCUGUACACUGCAAAAUGUAUUGCUGACCCGGCUAAAAAUAACGACAGCACAGGAAAUAAGCAAAAGAACCUUACUGGUGCAGAACUGGUUAAGAUGAUUGGUAAAGCUCUUCAUUUCUUAGACAGAUAUAUUAAAUUAACUGCCGCUAAGAAAAAUCAGAUGACUGUGCCGCGCGUACACCUUGUAAUGUCACAACUUUAUGAACUGCAAAGUCAAUAUCACUUGGCCUUGGAAAGCUUAGAGAAGGCUAUCGAGAAUAUAAAGUUCUUUGAUGGAGAAAACGGUGUACCUCUAGAAGUACUAAACAAUCUAUCCUGUUUAUAUUUUAUUACAGGUGAUUACGAAAAAGCACAAAAAUACCUUGCAUUGGCUGACGGUCGUCUCUCUCAGAGUUCCAAUGAUGGCGCAGAAAAGCUUGUUUUGAACUAUAACGAUGCUCGUAUUUUGGAAGCUAGUGAUGCAAACACUGCUCUUACACGCUAUGGAUCUAUUCUGGGGAAACAUCCAGGUCAUGUUGCAGCCAAAGUUAGAGAAUUAUAUCUGACACUAGAGAAGACUGGUGUAGAUAACUCUGAUGAAUAUAAGAGAUUAAGCGAAGAAGUUGAAAACUUGGUUGAAUCUGAAAAGGAUAAUCUUGAAGUUCGUGCCUUCUAUAGUUGGUUUUUGAAGCGUUCAGAAUUGACGGGCCGUGCAGUUGCAGAAAAUAACGCCAAGGAAAGUGCUUUCAAUAGAGACACAUUGGUCAAGUAUGACUCACACGAUAAAUACGCUCUUAUUUCUUUGGCUAACUUGUAUGUUACUCUAGCCCGGGAUGCACGUCACAGUAAAUCUUCCAAGGAUCAAGAGAAAAGUAAGCAAUCUUUCUUGAAAGCAACCCAACUAUACCAGAAGGUACUACAACUAGAUCCACUGAACGUUUUUGCUGCUCAAGGUAUUGCUAUAAUGUUUGCUGAAAGUAAGAGGAUGGGACCUGCUCUUGAAAUUCUUCGGAAAGUAAGAGAUUCAUUGGAAAACGAGGAUGUUCAUGUGAAUAUAGCUCAUUGUCUAUUAGAUAUGCGUGAGUAUGUCAAGGCCAUUGAAGCAUAUGAGUUUGUAUUGAAGAAAUUCUGUACUGAUAAUUCUAGUAUGAAUAAGUCAAGAGUAUUAAACCUGCUUGCUCGUGCAUGGUACUCUAGAGGUAUGAGAGAGCGUUCUGUCCAAUUCUUUCAAAACGCUCUAGAAAAGGCAUCAGCAGCUCUCGAGACAGAAUCGACCUCUAACUUCAAGAAUCUGAGAUUCCUAGGUGUUCUUAAAUAUAACGUUGCACUUUUACACUUCCAGAUUGCUGAAACUCUAAGAAGAACUGGUCCAAUGCUUCGUACUUCUGCAGGUAUGAAAGAUGCAUUAGUUGGUCUAAGUGAAGCCCUUGUUCUUCUUAAGGAGUUGUUGGAGAGCGAUAACUUCAAGACUGUCUCUAAAGAAGAACUGGAACAACGUAUUCAAUUGGGUGAGACGACGAUGAAGAGUGCGCUAGAACGUGCUGUUAUUGAACAGGAAGCGUUUGAAGAAGACCAAAACAAGAAAAUUGAGGAAGCUAGAAUACAACAAGCCAAAGCUGGAGAAGAAGAAGAGGCCAAACGCAAAAAGGCCGAGGAAGAAGCAAGAGCAGCCGAGGAGAAGAAGAAUGAGGAGUUCCGUAAAUUGCAAGAGGAGGCUCGUAAACUAAUGGAGGAGCGUGAAUCUUACAUGGUAGAUGAAAAGGACGUAAAUGAUCUAUCCGAAGAAGAUGGUGAUUUUGGCGGAGAUGAGCCUGGUGCUUCGCCACAAAAGAAGGACAAGAAGAAGAAGGCCGGUACAAAGAAGAGAAAACGCUCUGAAUCAAAGCCUGGUAAAAAGGCUAGUGCUGCUGGUGAACUGGGAUCCGAAGAUGAGGACGAGGCUCAAGUAACUAGCGGAAGAAAGCGUAAGAAGCCAGCUCUAUCAGAGGAAUUCAUUGCGGAUAGUGAUGAGGAAUUGAGCAGCGCAAAGAUGAGUGAAGAUGAAGAAGCAAAGAUGAGUGAUGAAGAAGAAGCUAAGAUGAGUGCAGGAGAUGAUGAGGACGAUGGUCUCUUCUAG
Molecule: messenger RNA, 3333 nt
Organism: Nakaseomyces glabratus
Lineage: Eukaryota; Fungi; Ascomycota; Saccharomycetes; Saccharomycetales; Saccharomycetaceae
Gene: CTR9
Product: Ctr9p
Biological process (GO): regulation of DNA-templated transcription; transcription elongation by RNA polymerase II
Cellular component (GO): Cdc73/Paf1 complex
Molecular function (GO): RNA polymerase II complex binding
Source: RefSeq, a predicted model, not a curated record